GUUGACUGCUACCAAUACGGGAAGAAAGUUCAAUGAUCUGCUAAAAUAUUAUUUUUGAUUAAAAUGGCCAAUGUGAUAUGAAGCAGACAGCAGAAAUGUCGCGGGCUCAAAUUACCUUGCAGAACUUCUUCAUUUUCAACCCGACAUAUGGGCCAAGGGAAGGAGAGGAACAUAAAAAGAUUAUGUUCUAUUACCCUAAAACUGAAGACAUUGACACAAAGAUAAAGAAAGUUGGAUUGUGCGAGGCCCUUGUUACAUUCGCAUGUACAUUUACUGAUAAGCCAUGUGAGGCCCUCCAUACCCAGAAGACCCGGCAGGUGUUCCUGCAGCCGGAGAAGGACUUCUGGUUCAUCAUGACGGUAUCUGUACCAUACACAGAGAAGACGCGGGAUGGGCAGACAGUGGUCGAGUAUCAUGAUGAAGAUGUGCAGGACACUGUGUUGGAGGCCCUGCUGCGUCAAGCUUACCGCAUGUACACAUUGUUCAAUGGCUCAAUAUAUGCACUGCUAGAGAAGUUAGAAGGCAAUGUGGAAUCAUUACAAAGUCGCUUUGACCACUUCUUCUCAAGGUACCUGCAGACCUUGCGACCGGCAAGUAGCGACAUUCUGGACGUGUUCUGCGGCAUCUCAUUUCUUCCUCUGGACAAGAACACAUACCUCCGCGUCCAGUGCUUCAUCAAUACCCUCGAGGCAACAUUCCCCACAGUAAAGUACACAGCAUUCCUCUACAACGACCAGCUUGUAUGGUCUGGUCUGGAGCAGGAUGACAUGCGGAUCAUGUACAAGUACCUGACAACCAGUCUGUUCCCGUCGUACUUGGAGCAGGAGCUACAAGCUAGCGGAACCAGUCAGCCAUCCACCCCACGUCAUGUAUCCACAUCUAACGUCACCACAACACACUUUGGAAAAUUUAUCACAGGUCCGCCAAGUCUGCUUGAUGAACAAAACCUGGGUAAAAUCCCACGUGUGUAUGUGAACACAGAGGUGGAGAAUGAAGAAUGCCUGCUGCUUGUGUACCGAGCCCUCUCCGCCAGUGUCUGCAUGCUCAUCAACACAGCAAGUUCCCCGGUGACAUUUGAGUUGUGCAAGAACAUGGACUCCUUCCUAGGUCCCCAGUUGUCAGUCAUUGCAUCUGAGAUUGGGGAGCAAUACUCAUCUAAAAGACCAAGUUCAGAGCCAGUCUUCAAGUACAUAUACUUUAACCACAUGAACCUGGCACAGAAGACGACUAUACAUGCGGACCACAAGAAAACCUCCGGUGUCUUUGUGUCACAGGAGACCCUGAAACUACUCAGUGAUAUCAGCUCCGACCUACAGAGGAACAACCAGGAUGGUGAGACAUUUGUUCGCACCCUGAAUGACUGCUGGGUCGUGGGGAAGAAAUCAGACCAGCGGGAGAUGGUUGUCGUCAUCAACCAGAAGAACCUUAACCUCAUAGAAGUCAAUGAUGAGGUGAAGAAGCUAUGUGGAAUGAGCUUCAACAGUAUAUUUUUCCAGGACUGACCUCUCCUACACGUCUAGUAUUACUUUGUAUAUACAUGAUGCAUUGUGGUUUAAAUUAAACCGUUCCUUGCUGUUGUUAAGAUCAUGUUGAUAGAUACCCAUUAGGACUUAUUUUUGACAGCCUUGCAGAUAUUGAAAUAUUUGGUAUCAGAUUUGUGCCAGUAAGUUUUUUUAGCUCGACUAUUCGAAGAAUAGGUGGGCUAUACUACUCGCCCCAGGGUCGGCGUCGGUGUCAGUGUCGGCGUCUGCGUCCGGUUAAAGUUUUAGGGCAAGUUGGGAUUUUCACUUAUAAGUCCAAUACCCUACAUUCAAUUGACUUAAUACUUCACACAGUUGUUCAGGGCCAUCACAUGAUGAGGUUAGAUAACUCCAUAUUAUUCUUUACACAGAUUAUGGCCCCUGAUUGACUAUGGAACUUAGGUUAAAGUUUUAGGGCAAGUUGGAAUAUUUAUUAAUAACUUCUAUAUCCUUUGUUUAAUUGACUUAAUACUUCACACAGUUGUUCAGGACCAUCACACAAUGAGGUUACAUAACUCCAUAUUAUCCUAAAUACAAGUUAUGGCCCCUGAUUGACUUAGGUUAAAGUUUUAGGGCAGGUUAAAGUUUUAGGGCAAGUUGGGAUUUUCACUUAAAACUCUAAUACCAUUCAUUCAAUUGACUUAAUACUUCACACAGAUGUUCAGAGCCAUCACAUAAUGAGGUUAGAUAACUCCAUAUUAUCUUUUAUACAAAUUAUGGCCCCUGAUUGACUAUGGAACUUAGGUUAAAGUUUUAGGGCAGGUUGGGAUAUUAUUUAAUAACUUCUAUACCCUUCAUUCAAUUGACCCUGAUUGACUUAGGUUAAAGUUUUAGGCAAGUAAAAGUUAAGGGCAAGUUGGGAUUUUAAUAAAAAAACUUCUAUACCGUUCAUGAAAUGCACUUAAUAAAAUUCAAAAUUAUUUACGACCAUCUUGCAACAAGAAACAUAACUCCGUUUUAAGCCUAAAUACAAAUAAUGGUCCUUGAAUUUUUUAUUUUUUUUCCUUUGAAAGGCAUAUUUGUAUAUUCUUAACCAGAUUUUCAUAACGGGAAAUCAAGUUAUUUGAAUGACUUGCGUCAUUGUUUGGGCGGGCUGGUGGGAGGGCAGCAUCAAAGUCACCUUACAUAUCGAAUAAUUUUAGUUAGGUUUGACAUAAAGAGACCAAACUUGGUAUUAUUACAUCGUUAUUGUAUUCUAAGUCAAAGCGGCGUAGUCGAGCGCGCUGUCUUAGGACAGCUCUUGAUCAACAUUUGAAAUUAUUUCUAAAAGGGCAGUUAGGUGAAUUUUAUGCUUUUAUUGUUGCUCUCAAUCUUUGAUUGGAGAAUAACUUUGUUCAGUGUUUAUGAGAAAAGCUGUGCAAUGCAAACAUUUUCUAAUGUGCAUUUUUUUCUUGUAUUAAAUAUAUGAAAUUAUAUAUAUCUUUAUAAUUGCAAAUACACAAACCAUUCAUGAUCAGUUAAUUAUAAGGCUGAGAUUCAUUUAUAUCAAGUUGUUUGUCAUUCCUUCUGUAAUUAGCAGUGACAAGCUUGAUUUACACUAGAUCCCUGUAAUUGGAAACGAAGCUCCGGAAUGUAUGCAAAUACAUUAUAAUGUUUUUUAUAACAUAUUGUGUUGGAGGUCCUUUAUGAACUUAAUUUUAUGCCAGGGUCUGUUUUACUAAUGUCUUGAGUCUGCGUUUCAGUCUAGGGCUCAGAAAACUGAAUGCUUAAGUGUCUCACAAUAUCUGUAAUUUAACUAAUUUUGAUAAAUGAUGUGUACUUGAUUGUAGAACUGAUUAUUUGUAACAUCUUUGUUCAUGUAAUAACAUUUUUGCAACAUAAUUAAACACUUUGUUUAACUCAAAACUUGAAUAUGAACAGUGGUUGACUUUGAAAUCAACAUGCUCAAAACAUAAUUAUAUAUGGCUGCAGAAAUAAAAUAAUAAAUCUUAGUGAUCUCGGUCUCAAAAUUGUGUGGAUGCAAGUGACAAGUAUGACAUUCACAAGCUGAAUCAACCGGUUGCCAUAGCUGAAACCAAAACAUUCACAUAUCAGUGCUGUAUGUAUUAUGAGUGUUUCCCUUAAAAAUGUACACAGAUUUUAAGUGAAAUAUUUGUGUUUAUUUGUGUGUUUUUAUUUAUUUUUGAUUUGAAAUAAUUGUUUUAUAUGUGAUUAUUUUAGUGAAUUGUAAUAUAUAAUGAAUGUAAUUUCACUAACUAUUCAAUUUAAUUUAAAGAAAAAAGUGCAAUAAAUGCGUCAAAUUGA
Mya arenaria is the source of this 3764-nucleotide messenger RNA. Its product is annotated as vacuolar fusion protein CCZ1 homolog. Gene Ontology annotation, biological process: vesicle-mediated transport. The coding region runs from base 78 to 1502 and encodes 474 amino acids. NCBI's taxonomy places the organism in Eukaryota, Metazoa, Mollusca, Bivalvia, Myida, Myidae. Gene Ontology annotation, cellular component: Mon1-Ccz1 complex; intracellular membrane-bounded organelle. The record is from RefSeq and is a predicted model, not a curated record. The transcript is spliced from 13 exons.